AAACUUUAAAAUGGCAGCCUCCUGUGGAAGGAUAUUUAGAGUUCUGAAUAACAUUUCAAUUUCUCAAACGUCAUUUAACUUAUCUGGACGCAUACGAUCUUCUUAUUCAAAGCGCUGCACACUUCAACAAAUUAAUAGAACAUCUCCCAGCUUGCUUGUGGAAGGCCAGCGCAGAUGUAUGACUACACUUCAGGCUGAUGACAAAAACAUACCACAUGAACAUCCUCAGAAAGACAUACAAGGUGGGGAUCAGGAAGUCUUAAAACUGGAGAUAGACACAACAGAAGAUGAAGAUAUCCCUGAUGUCCUGUACAGUCAUCUCUGUAUCGAGGUGAAGGGCCAUGACAUCGCAGUACUCGACAGCUAUGAAAAGUUUGUUCAGUUGGCAUCCAAGUGUCUUGGGCUCACAGGAUACUCAGUUAAAAGACCAAAGUAUGAUGUUUUAAGAAGGUCCCUUCUGAGGUCUGUACACAUUUUCAAAAAACACUACGUUCAGUAUGAACAGAGGACGUAUUACAGAGUAUUUAAUUUCACCAGGACCACAGGUAGCACAGCUGACACUUUCUUGGAAUAUAUUCAGAGAAAUCUCCCUGAAGGAGUGGCCAUGAAGGUUACAAAACAUCGACUGGAAGCUCUCCCAGAUCACUUGAAGCCACCAAAACAAAAGGAAUCAAUUUCUGACUCCUAGUUCACCCCUCAUUCACUGUUCGGUGUAUAGUAUAUAGAAAUAAAACAUUUUUACUGAAA
Molecule: messenger RNA, 747 nt
Organism: Dreissena polymorpha
Lineage: Eukaryota; Metazoa; Mollusca; Bivalvia; Myida; Dreissenidae
Product: 28S ribosomal protein S10, mitochondrial-like
Exons: 7
Coding region: 11-688 (225 amino acids)
Cellular component (GO): mitochondrion; mitochondrial small ribosomal subunit
Source: RefSeq, a predicted model, not a curated record